Messenger RNA from Serpula lacrymans var. lacrymans S7.9, 1461 nucleotides. RefSeq lists its product as uncharacterized. The record is from RefSeq and is a predicted model, not a curated record. Bases 470 to 1132 code for a protein of 220 amino acids. NCBI's taxonomy places the organism in Eukaryota, Fungi, Basidiomycota, Agaricomycetes, Boletales, Serpulaceae. The transcript has 21 exons.
GCGCGUUCUGGUAUCUCUCGGUGGACUCCUUGGCUGGCGGCCGAGUCAUCGUGGGAUGGAUAUCCAAGUGUGCCUCCGCAACCCAGCCUCGAACAUUCCGAAUUCAAUAUAUAGAUCAGUGUCAGGAUUGGAGGCUAUGGCACGUCAAUCAUUGCAGUCGCGACGCUCAAGAUACAACAACCAGUUCCUGAAGCCUCCUUACACAAAAUUCCAUCUCCCUAUCCUUACAUCCACUAUCUUCCGAUAAUGGAGUAACAUACAACCCGUGUCGCGACUGCAGCUGGGAUUUAUACACCGUGGCGUACCUCUAAGCAGCCGCCAUCAGGUUGGCCUCUAAUAACCAGGAAGGAAGAGCCCAUGAAUGGGUUCGGAGGAUAACAUAAUACUGCGUUCUUUCCGUCCGGAGCAGCUUCCUUUAUAAGCUAGGCCUGGUCCAUUACUCCGUCUCUUUGUACUCUCAGUUGGCAAGAUGGCGUCACCAGCAGAAAUAUUCAUGCGCGGACCUUUGUUGGGCACAUUCUUUGGUAUAAUAUUAUAUGGUAUAGUAUCCAUGCAGGUAAUUUAUUAUGUCCAGAAUUAUUCCAACGAUCGGUCGAGUCUUAAAUUUAUGGUAGCCGUGAUAUGGAUAUUGGAAACUACUCAAGCAGCAUUUUCAAUGUAUGCUAUGGAUUAUUAUCUCAUAGUAAAUUUCUCCAAUCCAAAUGCACUGUCCAAUGUGAACUGGGAAUUAACGAUGACAUGUGCUAUUGGUUCGCUCGUUGAUUAUGUUAGCAAUAUGUACUUCGCUUGGCGAAUAUGGAAACUCAGUGAAAAACUAUACAUUCCCAUUAUAAUCGCCUUCGUUUCAACUGGCCGUUGUGGCGUUGCCAUCGCCACUUGUGUAUAUAGCCUCCUUUACCGGACUUCAGUCACUCUUUUCCGUCACCAUACUGUUGCAACUCUUUCUGUGUGCAACGUCACUAUUGUUGUAAGUGAUGUUCUGAUAGCGUGUGCUUUCAUGUACUAUUUGCACCGUGGCCGUUCGGGCCUUGAUCGAAUGGAUCGUCUUGUCAACCGCUUACUGGCUUAUAUCUUAGGCACCAACUUAUUGACCUCAUUUGUAGGACUAGCUACAAUGCUUCUGUUUUUUUAAUACCGGAUGACUCUGUCUUCCUGGGCGUGAUGCUGGUGCAAGUCCAACGUACCGCAAUUUCGAUCUUGGCAUCACUCAAUAUCAGACACCAUAAUGCAAAUCUAUUGGAUACACCAUCGAGCGAUGGUACCAAGGUCAGCAAGUUGAUCUUUGGGACAUCGUACGUUGUGUCGCCAAAUGACAAGUGAAUCGUAGUCAUAGGUGGAGACUCUUCUACUCACAAGUGGUGCUGAACCCUCCGCUCCACUUCUGUAGAUGUAUUAUAAUAUUUUUAGGGCUCAGCAAAAUCUUUACAUAUUAUUGAAUAAUAACACUCCUCAGCCAUACAU